AUGCCUUCCACCGAACAGCCUCCGCUGCCCACACCGAGCUCGACCGGUGCCUCCGACCAGCGUCCUUCCAUCCCGCCCGAGCAUCUGAAACCCAACGCCUGCGUCAGUUGCCAGCGCCGCAAGGUCAAGUGCGACAGGACCGAGCCCUGUUCCUCCUGUAAGCGCUAUCGCACCCACUGCGAGUUCCGCGACCCCGCGCCCCGUCGCAAGCGUAAGUAUUCGGAAGAGGACCUGCACGCAAAGCUCGACCGCUACGAGAGCCUGCUCAACAGCUUUGGCGCCCGCGUCGACAGCAAGCCCGAGGCCGCCUCCACCUCCGGCCCCGUCUCAACGCCUUCUUCAGCCUUUACCCCACUGAAUGCCGCUCGAACAAACGGCGCCCAGACGGAGCCUGUCUCCAGGUCCCGUGAUGCUGCCCUGCCCGUGAGCUCUCCGCUGGCCUCGGCCCAAACUGCUGGCCCCGGAAGGCUAGUUUUCGAUAAAGGAAGCUCUCGAUACAUCGAGAGCAACCUUUGGAAGGGCCUCAGUGAUCAAUUCAAAGAUCCCAAGGAGAUGUUGCAAGAACCCCCUAAUGGCCAGCAGAGCAGACAGGUGCCAGCACCUGCCCCUGGCUCGUAUCAACUCGACGAAGGAGAGUUCGUUUUCGGUCUUUCCCAAGGCCAUCCCACCAGCCUCCGGGCGCUGCACCCCCAGUCUGCGCAAAUCUUCCUUCUCUGGCAGGCUUUCUUGGACAACGUCAACCCGCUCACCAAGUUGUUACACGCCCCGACGGUUCAACGCCAAAUUCUCCAGGCAUGCAGCAAUCUCGAGGAAGUAAGCCAAGAGUUGGAGGCUUUGAUGUUUGCCAUCUACCAUUUCGCCGUUGUUUCCAUGUCUCCCGAAGAAUGCCAGGCGACUCUCGGAGCAAGCAAGUCGUCUCUCCUUUCCAAGUUCCAGUAUGCCACUAAGCUCUCUCUCAUGCGCGCCGGCUUCCUCAAGUCAACCGACUUGGUGGUCCUGCAAGCCUACGUGCUUUACUUGUUGGCCAUGCGUCAAUACUACGACGUCCAAACCCUCUGGUCCCUCAGUGGCAUUGCAAUUCGCAUGGCCCAACGUAUCGGUCUGCACCGUGAUGGCAAGAGGUUGGGCCUGCCCCUUUUCGAUGUCGAGCUUCGUCGCAGACUCACUUGGCAAGUGCUGCCGCUCGAUGCACGCACAGCCGAGAUCUCCGGUGCCAACACUUCGGUAAUGAACCGGAUAUGGGACAAGGAACUCCCGCUCAAUGUUAACGACAGCGAACUCAAUCCGGACAUGAAGCAACUGCCCGUCGAACACACCGGGCCGACAGAAAUGUUCUUUUGUCUCUUGCGGUACCAAUUUGCAAAAACUAUGACUACCUCGGCGUUUUGGAGUCACGAAGAGUUUCCUGCGGACAAGCCGGAGGUCGCCAAAGCAUCAAUUGCCGAAAAGGACCGACUUGUUGACGAGUUGGAGCAGGUGCUCGAGGAUAAGUUCCUCAAGCACUGUGACGCUAGCAUCCCGCUGCACUACCUGACGGCCAUCGUCGCGCGUUGCGCUCUCUCCGUCAUGCGACUGAGGGCACACCAUCCACGGCAGUAUUCCGACCGAGGCGCCUCGUUGCCACAAGCAGAAAAGGACCUACUGUUCUCCAUGGCGCUCCGCAUCGUAGAACUGGACGUACUGGCGCAGAGCGAAAAGGCGCUGCAACGAUUCAUCUGGCAAAUGAACGCGCAGUUCCAAUGGGAUGGCAUCGUCGUGCUGCUGUCGGAGCUCUGCCAGCGCACCUCAGGCAAAGACGUCGACAAGGCCUGGUUCCAGGUAAACAAGUGCUUCGAGCACCACCCGGAGAUUACGAGCAGCCAUCAGACCAACCCCCUCCACCUCGGCGUGUGCAACCUCGCGCGCAAGGCCUGGAAGAUCUGGACCGGCGACCUCAAGCGCCGCGCGUGCCCCCUGCCCGAGCGCGGCACGUUCCCGGCUCUCGAGGCCCUCGUCGCCGAGGAUGCCGCCCCGCCUAGUCGUGACGGCGCGUCUCGCAAGUCGGGCAGCUCCCUGUAUCAGCAGCUGAAUUCGGCGGCGGAUAGUUCGUCCAGCCCGCUUAAUGAGCCGAGCCCGAUGGAUUGGGCUUUGUGGGAUGAGCUGCUUCAGGGGUGGGGCUUGCAGGUCCCGUUGGAGAACGCGGGUUUCUUGGGAUAA
Molecule: messenger RNA, 2196 nt
Organism: Aplosporella prunicola CBS 121167
Lineage: Eukaryota; Fungi; Ascomycota; Dothideomycetes; Botryosphaeriales; Aplosporellaceae
Exons: 2
Coding region: 1-2196 (731 amino acids)
Biological process (GO): DNA-templated transcription; regulation of DNA-templated transcription
Molecular function (GO): DNA-binding transcription factor activity, RNA polymerase II-specific; zinc ion binding; DNA binding
Source: RefSeq, a predicted model, not a curated record